GACAUAUAAAAUCUAGUACGUCGUGAUUAAACUUCCAUUGUAGUUAUAAUGUGUUAAAGGGGAGGCACGAAGAACGCCAACGCGUUGCUGUUGUACUUUUUGGUGGCAUCGUCACGUUCCAUCGCUAUCUCUUCCAAUAAAAGAAGAAAUAAGAAAUAUGGAUGAAUCGCGCAUUAAGUGGUGGCCGCAAUAUUUAGCAGCGAUUACAGCCACCUUAUCUAUGGCAGCAUCGGGUUCUCACAUAGGCUGGACAUCACCAACGCUUCCGAACCUAAAGUCACCAGAUUCUCACAUUUUCCUUACUUCGGAUGAUGCAUCGUGGAUCGCCUCGUUUGUUCUACUUGGCUCGAUACCUGGCAACAUUUGUUCAGCUUUCAUAGUAGAUUGGCUCGGUCGAAAAAUCUGCCUUUUGAUAGCGGGAGUACCACUUCUAGUUAGUUGGAUUCUGAUCAUCUUAGCUUGGAGACCUUACGUCUUAUAUAUCGCGCGGUUCAUCGCUGGAUUCGGUCUUGGCGUAGCAUACGUUGUUUGCCCCAUGUAUAUCGGCGAGAUCGCUGACAAGGAAAUCCGAGGAUCCUUGGGAUCGUUCAUUAAACUAAUGGUAACUUUUGGUGAGCUAUACGCCCACGCAGUUGGUCCCUUCGUUUCUUACAACUGUUUGAUUUACAGUUGCGCUAUAAUCCCUGUAAUCUUUUUCCUAUCAUUUACCUGGAUGCCCGAGUCCCCGUAUUAUUUGUUAAUGAAAAAUCGCGAGGAUAAAGCGAUGAAAAGUUUGAAAUCACUGAAAAGAUAUGCUACGCAAGACCAAUUGGAAGAAGACAUGGAGCAAAUGCAGAAAACUGUGAUCCGCGAUCUUACCGAUAAAGGACACUGCUGGGACCUCUUCAACACUCCUGGCAAUAGGAAAGCUGUGCUAAUCAGUUUUGGUCUCCAGAUGGUACUCCAGUUUAGCGGUUUAGCUGCGAUAGAAUCGUACACGCAAGAGAUUCUCGAAGAAGCUGAUACAGAUUUGUCCGCUGGUAUAGCAGUGAUCAUUUUAAGCGUUUUACAGCUUAUCGCUGGAGUGGCAGCUGCAGCUUUAGUAGACAAUCUAGGCCGGAGACCUUUGCUUCUGGUUACAACUUUGCUCGGUGGUUUGUCUUUAGCCGUAACUGGAGCAUUUUAUUUUUUAAAGCUUCAGAUGUCCGUGGACACAUCUAACGCUGGCUGGAUUCUUCAUGCCUCUGUAAUAUUUUAUGAGCUCAUUGUCGCGUUAGGUUUGAAUCCAUUGUCCUACAUGAUGCUUGGAGAACUGUUCCCAACUAACGUGAAAGGGGCCGCUGUUUCUUUGGCAAACGUAUGGGCAUCUCUGUUGGCGUUUUUCGUCUCGAAAAUGUAUCAAGUGAUCUCCGACUCUUGCGGGGUCUACACGUCGUUUGGUUGGUUUGCUGUUAGUUGUUUUGUUGGGAUUGUUUUUAUCUUCUUUAUGGUGCCAGAAACCAAAGGAAAAUCGUUAUUAGAAAUACAAGAGGAUCUAAAUUGUAAGAAGAAAAAACAACCAAAAGGGGGAACAAAAAAGCAUGAAAUCUCUGUAAGUACUCUUGCUUAGAUUUGAGAAAAAUUAUAUUUUCCGAAUGAGAGAGAAGUCUGGUCUGGUCUGGAUUUUGAAGUAUGAAUUAAGAGAUAACGAAAUAUGAUACGACAAAAUAUUCUAUAUUCAAGAAACGGAAUUUUUUAACAUUAAUGAGUGGUAAUGGUGUUUAAAUUCUUAUUAUUUAUCUGUAAAAAUAAAUUCGAUUGUUAAAGAUAGAAUGAUUUGAUGCAAUAACAAACAAAAAUAACAAAAAUCAUUCUUGCUGUUCUGUGACAUGAGAAAAGUUGCACAAUGUAGCGUGCUAACGAAAUUUGUCGAAUUCUUUUAUUUUAUUCAUGUCGCAGAACGUAGUUAUCAAAAGUGACAGACGACCAUCUUCUUGAAUUCAAAGGAUAGCCGAUUUUAAACAAUCGCUUUUACGCAAUCUAUGUACGUGUUUAUAUACUUAAUAUUUUUCAACUUUAAUUAAUUUUAAAUAUGUUCACCCUUUAAGCUUGUUUUUCUUCUAGCUUAGAGUCUAAGAUAUUCUACUUUUUAAACGAGGGCCCGUAUCUCAUUUAAAAAAAAAACUUGCUUCGGUUAAGAUGACAAAAUUAUAUGUAAACAUUCAUGAGUGUGACAUGUAAUGAUGAGUUUCAAGAAAUUUCUGAAAGGAAAACUAAACAGUAAAUUUAUAACGGUACGGCGAGCGCUUCGUGCGUCAUACUAAAAACACCAGAGAAAAAUAUGGCUCGGUGCAAACACUACGUGAGCCAUAGUUUGUAUACUUUCUUUACGACAUUAACACCUGCAACCGAUACACGAAUUCGUAUGUUCAAUAAUACGCAUACGGUGUGACGCGUCUGCGUUUCUCGAAUAAGUUGCCGGAGAAACGUAACAAGAUGCGCAUUGAUGUUGUUAGUAAUAACCGAAGCAAUUUUAACCGAGAAUAGUGCGAUUUUGUCUGUGUUUUCUUGAAAUUAAUCCGAGGACGGAGAAAUUUUCAGAAAUCAUGCGAUAGUAUGUGUGCGCUAGUCAGGAUUUCUACAGGAAAGAGCAAACUCGCAUGACCAUCUUCUUUCCCUUUCAGGCAGGGUUAAACGUUGAGACUGAUAGAUAUUAAAUUAAUCGUAAGUUAUAUAUUUAUUUACUGCCAAAUGACGUUACAUGGUACCAAGAAUAGUACUGAAUUAACGUAAUAGAAGGAAAAUUCAUGAAUCUGUAACUCGUGGGAACGAAACAAAAUUAUUCAAUCCGUGGAUUACCAUAAGAUUAAUACUUGAAGAUGGUACAUUAUUAACCCUUCGCACUCGAAGCUUUUUCUCACUAAUAUUACCAGCAACUCGGAGCAGUUUUAAUAGAAAGAGAAUAUUAACACUAAAACUACCCAGCAAUUAGAGUGAUUUAUUUUACUUUUGUACAAAAAUUCGAACAAUACCCAUUAUACCUUGAAAUUCGAAGGGUCUCCUAGUUUUGUAUCUGUACUGAUACACAAAUUUAAUUGAAAAUCUUUCGCAAAAACGCCUUCACAAUUUAAAUACUUGCCAAAUAAAAAUUCUCAAGUGGAUCAAUUUGUCCGGCAGUUUUAGUGUUAAUGUAUAAAUAAAUGAUACGUGCAUGAAAAGGAAAUUCAUAAAUGUAUUUUACUGUCUUUCAUCGAUUACAGAUAUAAAUGUCAUAAUAUAUUUAAUAACAAAAUUUUACAGUUUGUAGUGACAAAUUUUAAAUGCCUCUGCUCCGGAGCCCUCUCGAGUUCAAAGGGUUAAAUUCCAGAAACAAUAAGUUGACGUGACAGAAACAUUUGUCAAAAGUAAGUGAAUGUGACAUAAAACAACAAAGGGUGGUACACGGAUUAAAUAUCAAAGUUCUUAGUGGAUACAUGCUCCCCGUGUAACUAGUUUGGCGAUUAGGAACAUCUAUUAUCCCUUUGAGGCAGGGUGCAAGAGACAGAAUUUUAAUAACGCGAUUACGAUUAAACGUUAGCAAAGCGCGCCGUGCAUUAUCGCGAGUGUGCAAAGUUGUGCGCACUAAUGGCCCUGUUGCAAAAAGGAUUACGGUGAGCACCGUAGCAUGAUUAACCGUAUGCAUAUAUACAUUUCUAACGUGGUGAAACAUAUUAUUACACAAAUAGGUGCAAUUAUAACGAAGUACACCAUUAUCAUUGUUAUUAUCACAAAUAUUAGAAAUGUUUUGAAAACGAAGCUUUUCAUCGAUUACUUUAAAACGUUUUGCAUAUCGUGCUACGGACUAUUACUGAUAUAGAACUACUAAGGAUGUAAUGACAUUUAGUUUGAGUUACAUUGGAAUGAGCCGAUUUGAAUAUCUCCUUUGUACAAGAACUGAUGU
Nomia melanderi (Alkali bee) is the source of this 3898-nucleotide messenger RNA. RefSeq names its product trehalose transporter 1-like protein. Gene Ontology annotation, molecular function: transmembrane transporter activity. The record is from RefSeq and is a predicted model, not a curated record. Gene Ontology annotation, cellular component: membrane. Lineage: Eukaryota; Metazoa; Arthropoda; Insecta; Hymenoptera; Halictidae. Gene Ontology annotation, biological process: transmembrane transport.